Molecule: messenger RNA, 2176 nt
Organism: Helianthus annuus (common sunflower)
Lineage: Eukaryota; Viridiplantae; Streptophyta; Magnoliopsida; Asterales; Asteraceae
Product: synaptotagmin-5
Exons: 13
Coding region: 244-1926 (560 amino acids)
Cellular component (GO): endoplasmic reticulum
Molecular function (GO): lipid binding
Source: RefSeq, a predicted model, not a curated record
AAAUCACCCACUCGCCGCUUUCGGUCUAAACUUUCUCUCUCUCUCAAAACUGUUACAGCUUUCUCUCUCACACACAAACACCAACACACCUACCGAAAUCAAACAAAAUCGUACUGUCGAGAGAUGAUCUCUGAAUUCUUCUGCUGUACGGACACAACUGUUUGCAAUUAGGUCAUCUGUGGCUUUAAUUUGAAGCUUUUUCAGCAAAAACUGCUUGUUUUCGGUUUCAGUUUCGAUCAGAAUAUGUCGUUCGUUAGUGGAUUAGUGAUCGGAGUUUUGGUAGGGAUAGCGUUGAUCGUUUUGUUCGUUCGGUCUGAGAAUGCUCGAUCUGCUCGUCGCUCUGCGCUUGCAACGACGAUUGCGGCUUUUGCGAGAAUGACGGUUGAAGAUUCGAAAAAGUUGCUUGCUCCGGAAUACUACCCGUCUUGGGUUGUUUUCUCACAGAGACAGAAGUUGAACUGGCUUAAUGCUCAUCUUACAAAGAUCUGGCCCUAUGUUGACGAGGCAGCAUCUGAGCUUAUAAAGGCUAACGUGGAGCCAAUUCUUGAGCAAUAUAGACCACUGGUAUUGUCUUCUCUGUCGUUUUCCAAGUUUACCCUAGGCACGGUCGCGCCACAAUUUACAGGAGUUUCUAUAAUUGAAGGUGGAGAUGAAGGAAUAACUAUGGAAUUAGAGAUGAAUUGGGAUGGGAACCCAAGUAUAAUACUUGAUAUCAAAACCAGACUUGGAGUUGGAUUGCCUGUGCAGGUGAAGAAUAUUGCGUUUACUGGGGUUUUUAGGUUAAUUUUUAAGCCCUUAGUUCCCGAGUUUCCUUGUUUUGGAGCUGUAUCGUUUUCUUUGAGACACAAGAAACAAAUGGAUUUUACACUGAAAGUAGUUGGUGGUGACAUUUCAGCUAUUCCUGGUGUUGCUGAUGCCCUUGAGACUACGAUACGUGAUGCUGUUGAGGAUUCAAUCACCUGGCCAGUUCGAAAAGUGAUUCCCAUUUUGCCUGGAGAUUACAGUGACCUUGAACUAAAGCCUGUGGGAACGUUGGAGGUAAAACUUGUUCAAGCUCAGGGUUUAACAAAUAAAGACAUUAUUGGGAAAUCUGAUCCUUUUGCAGAGUUACACAUACGUCCUCUACGUAAUAGAACGAAAACUAGUAAAGUUAUUAACAAUGACUUGAAUCCAAUUUGGAACGAACAUUUUGAGUUUGUAGUUGAAGAUGUUUCCACACAACACUUGACGGUGAAAAUAUAUGAUGAUGAAGGGCUUCAAGCUGCUGAACUCCUUGGAUGUGCUCAAGUACAGUUGAGUCAACUUGAGCCUGGAAAAGUCAAAGAUGUUUGGAUAAAAUUGGUAAAAGAUUUGGAUCUUCAGAGAGAUACGAAAGAUCGGGGGAAGGUGCACUUGGAGCUACUGUAUUGCCCAUACGGCGUGGAAAGCGGGUUCACGAACCCAUUUACUUCUAACUACACAAUGACAUCUCUAGAGAAGGUUCUCAAAAGUGGUGAUACCGAGAACGGUGAUUUAGGAAACAAAAAAAGAACCGUAAUUAUAAGAGGCGUGCUUUCCGUCACCGUGAUAUCUGCUGAAGACUUGCCGCCUACAGAUCUUUUGGGAAAAGCAGAUCCUUUUGUUGUACUCACUAUGAAAAAAACCGGGAUGAAAAACAGCACUAGGGUUGUGAAUGAGAAUUUAAACCCAGUUUGGAAUCAGACUUUUGACUUUGUUGUGGAGGAUGGGUUGCAUGAUAUGCUUAUGGUGGAAGUAUAUGACCAUGAUACAUUCGGGAAGGAUUACAUGGGAAGAUGCAUAUUGACGCUAACAAGGGUCAUACUGGAAGGCGAAUACAAGGACUGUUUUCCACUUGAUGGUGCUAAAUCCGGGAAACUCAACUUGAACCUCAAGUGGAUGCCUCAACCAAUUUACCGCGAUUCUUAGCAUUCAAGCACCAUCAUUCAGACAUCUGAACCAAUGUUGGAUACACAUGAUGUACAUAAUCUUUGUGAAAUUGUUGUAAAAAACAAAGAUUAUUGAUUUAGACUUGGAAGAUAAUAAGGGCAUGCGCUUGUUCGGUAGCAGGAUUUUGGUCUUUCUUUGUAUCUGAUAGUUCCUUUUUUUGGCUUGUUUCCAUUUAAACCUUGAAUCCUCACUUAGCAAUGGAAGAAAUUUCUAUCUUCAAUUUUUACUA